CCGCCUGUGCGUCGUUCUUUCCCUUCCGACCCGUCUCUCUCUCCCUCCGCGGCACACGUGUGGAUUUAAUCCGGCUUUCUCUUUAAAGUCUCCUCGAAAAGUUUUGGACCAAAUGACGUCGUCUUUCGAGCAGAUGAGGGCGAACGUGGGAAAACUCCUGCGGGGAAUCGACAGGUACAACCCAGAAAACCUUGCGACCCUGGAGCGCUACGUGGAGACACAAGCGAGAGAAAACGCCUACGACCUGGAGGCCAACCUGGCCGUCCUGAAGCUGUACCAGUUCAACCCCGCCUACUUCCAGACUCAGGUGACCUCCCAGAUUCUGCUGAAGGCUCUGACCAACCUGCCGCACACCGACUUCACCCUGUGCAAGUGCAUGAUCGACCAGACUCACCAGCAAGAGGAGCGCCCCAUCAGGCAGAUCCUGUACCUGGGGAACCUGCUGGAGACGUGCCACUUCCAGAGCUUCUGGACGAGUCUCGAGGAGAACAGAGAGCUCAUCGACGGCAUUACUGGUUUCGAGGACUCCGUUCGCAAGUUCAUCUGCCACGUAGUGGGCAUCACCUACCAGACCAUCGAGCACCGGUUACUGGCUGAGAUGCUGGGAGACCCGCUGGACACGCAGGUGAAGGUCUGGAUGAAUAAGUACGGUUGGACGGAGAACGACGAAGGACAGAUCUUUAUCUUCAACCAGGAGGAGAGCGUGAAGCCCAAGAACAUCGUGGAGAAGAUCGACUUUGAGAGUGUAUCCAGCAUUAUGGCCACAUCUCAGUGAUGCAAACACACACACACACACACACACACACACACACAUCAGACGUGACAGAUUGAAUCAGGACAUUUGUUUUCAUAAUCUCUGCUUUUCUCAAUAAAAAUAAUUUAUCCAGCCUGUGUCUGUUUGCCUGAACUUUAUCUGCUGUUAUUUCCACACAGUUUAACUCCUGGCAGUGGAGGUGUGUGUCAGUUCUUCCCACAAAUCAUACGUGUUUGUCCUUGUGGUAAAAUAAAAACCUGAAUGAAUGAAUGAAUCAGGGCAUUAGUCAUCCUGUCUGUGGUUGUUCUGUGUUUUCCUGGAGGUCAGAUGUGUGUAAUUGAUUUCACAUGUGGCAAGUUUUCUGCCGUAGUGUUCCAAUAAAAUGUUGAUGAAACAGA
This is a messenger RNA of Dicentrarchus labrax (European seabass), 1152 nucleotides long. It is a transcript of the gene eif3k, whose product is annotated as eukaryotic translation initiation factor 3, subunit K. The coding region runs from base 113 to 775 and encodes 220 amino acids. Gene Ontology annotation, biological process: regulation of translational initiation. The record is from RefSeq and is a predicted model, not a curated record. The transcript is spliced from 8 exons. Gene Ontology annotation, molecular function: ribosome binding; translation initiation factor activity. Gene Ontology annotation, cellular component: cytoplasm; eukaryotic translation initiation factor 3 complex. Lineage: Eukaryota; Metazoa; Chordata; Actinopteri; Moronidae.